Messenger RNA from Dromiciops gliroides (monito del monte), 1383 nucleotides. RefSeq names its product polyadenylate-binding protein 2-like. Gene Ontology annotation, molecular function: RNA binding. NCBI's taxonomy places the organism in Eukaryota, Metazoa, Chordata, Mammalia, Microbiotheria, Microbiotheriidae. The record is from RefSeq and is a predicted model, not a curated record.
AUGCCUCCUGUCAAAGCAGCCGCCCCUGGUCAGGCAGGGGGGACCCCAGCAGCCAAGGCAGCUAAGGCAGCUAAGGCAGCUGCAAAGCGGCCCUUAAAGCCCCUCAUGAGAAGUGCUAGGAAAAUGAGCACUUUGCUCUGGGAGAGGAGUCGCAAGCCUCUGGUGAAACCCUUUGAACAAGUUCGGGGGCCUCAGCCAUCACCAGGCCUGCUGGUGCUGGAGCCUCUAGAUUCUCUCUCUAGAACUGCCAAGAGUGUUGUCCAGAAACCCAUGGAGACGUUUGCAUUCGACAAGUAUAUGUGUGCAAGCAAUUGGGCCAAGUCAACAGCCCAGCCACAGAGGACCCCAGGGGCCCGAGUGAAGUUACUAACAGUGUUUUCCUCUCUGAUCCUCAUGCAGGUGCUCCUGGAUGCUGCCCAGCCCACAGUGCCCGCAAGGCUCAAUGUCCUGCAUGAAGACCUCUUUGUUUCUAGUUCAGAUGAAGAGGAGGAAGAAGAGAACGAUCUAUUCAAGGCGGCGGGCGCAGCGGGCGGUCGAGGCUCCGGGCCAGGGUGGGGGCUCCAUCUUGUGCCCGGGGCCUGGGGGGAGCCCGGGGAGGGGCCCCCGGCCGACGCAGGGGACUACGGGAAUGGGCUGGAGGCAGAGGAGCUAGAACCUGAGGACUUGCUGCUAGAGCCAGAGUCCAAGCCCAAGCCCGAGGAGAACGCGCCCCGGCCCCGUGCUCCCCCAGGAGUUCCCGGCUUUCAAGAGGAGGAGGAAGAGCCAGGCCUGGUUCAGGGCGACCCGGGGCACGGCGCUAUAGAGGACCCGGAGCUGGAGGCCAUCAAUGCCCGAGUAAGGGAGAUGGAGGAAGUGGGAGCGAAAUUGAAGGAGCUUCAAAACGAGGUGGAGAAACAGAUGAACAGGAGCCCACCGCCAGGCAAUGCUGGCCCCGGGAUCAUGUCCAUUGAGGAGAAGAUGGAGGCUGAUGCCCGGUCCAUCUAUGUGGGCAAUGUUGACUAUGGUGCCACAGCAGAAGAGCUGGAGGCACACUGCCAUGGUUGUGGUUCAGUUCAUCGAGUUACCAUCCUUUGGGACAAGUUCAGUGGACAUCCUAAAGGGUUUGCCUAUAUAGAAUUUUCAGAUAAAGCUUCGGUGAGGACGUCAAUGGCCUUGGACGAAUCUCUUUUCAUAGGACGACAGAUCAAAGUGACACCAAAACGGACCAAUCGGCCGGGGAUCAGCACCACAGAUCGGGGUUUUCCGCGUGCCCGCUAUGGUUAUGCCAGAGCUACUAACUACAGUAGUUCACGCUCUGGAUUCUAUAGUGGCUUCAACAGCAGACCCCGGAGAAGAGUCUACAGAGCCCGGGCCAGAGCGACUUCGUGGUACUCCCUUUACUAA